Molecule: messenger RNA, 3202 nt
Organism: Pseudopipra pipra
Lineage: Eukaryota; Metazoa; Chordata; Aves; Passeriformes; Pipridae
Product: threonine--tRNA ligase 1, cytoplasmic-like
Exons: 19
Coding region: 26-2398 (790 amino acids)
Biological process (GO): threonyl-tRNA aminoacylation
Cellular component (GO): cytoplasm
Molecular function (GO): threonine-tRNA ligase activity; ATP binding
Source: RefSeq, a predicted model, not a curated record
GGGCCGGGGGCGGCGCGGGGCGAACAUGGCGGCGGCCGAGGCGGCGGCGCUGAGGGUGUCGCGGCAGGAGAGGGAGCUGCGCUGGCUGGCGGCCGAGGUUGGGCGGCUGAAGGAGCCGCAGGAGCCGCGCUGCCCCGGCACCGCCAGCCCCGAGCUGCAGCGGCUGCGGGCCGAGAAUGAGAAGCUGCGCUACCGCCUGCUGCACCUGCGCCGCAGCCUGGCGGCCGAGCUGGGCCGGGCGGCGCCGGCCGAGCCCCCGGGCGGCGCGGAGAAAGUCUGCAGUGCAAGUCCAACUGAUGCAGUGAAUCAAAAUAAAGAGGAAAAGAAAAAAGAAAAUAAGGCUGUGAAUCAACAUCAGAAUGAUCUACAGUGUGUGCCAAGCUUCAUAGAAGACAGACUGAAGCUUUACGAAGCACUGAAAAAAGAACAUGAUGCUUUGCUAGCUUACAGAGCAGCCAACCAGAGCCAAUCUAUCAAAAUUACUCUGAAAGAUGGAACGAUGGCUGAAGGGGAAUCUUGGAAAACCACGCCGUAUCAAUUAGCUGUAGGAAUGAGUCAAGCGUUGGCCUCGAAUGCAGUCAUAGCCAAAGUGAAUGGUGAACUGUGGGACCUGGAUCGUCCACUGGAGGGAGAUUGUACUCUAGAGCUGCUGACCUUUGAUGAUGAAGAAGCAAAAGCUGUUUAUUGGCAUUCAAGUGCUCACAUCCUUGGAGAGGCCAUGGAAGGAUAUUUUGGGGGCUGCUUGUGCUAUGGACCACCAAUUGAGAACGGAUUUUAUUAUGACAUGUAUAUUGAAGAUAGAGGUGUGUCUAGCACUGAAUUCCCACUACUAGAGAACCACUGUAAAAAUAUCAUAAAAGAGAAACAGGCUUUUGAAAGGCUGGAAGUCAAAAAGGAGACGCUGCUGGACAUGUUUAAGUAUAACAAGUUUAAGUGUCGUAUCCUUAAUGAGAAGGUGAAGACACCAACUACCACAAUAUACAGAUGUGGUCCACUGAUUGAUCUCUGCAGGGGUCCACACGUCAGACACACUGGAAAAAUUAAGGCCCUUAAAAUAGUUAAGAGUUCCUCUACAUAUUGGGAAGGAAAAUCUGAUAUGGAAACUCUGCAGAGAAUAUAUGGAAUAUCCUUUCCUGAUAACAAAAUGAUGAAGGAAUGGGAAAAAAUACAGGAAGAAGCCAAAAACCGGGAUCAUAGGAAAAUUGGAAAGGAUCAAGAACUCUUCUUCUUUCAUGAUUUGAGUCCUGGAAGCUGCUUUUUCCUCCCCAGAGGUGCCUUUCUUUAUAACACACUCGUGGAUUUCAUACGGGGGGAAUAUCACAGGCGUAAUUUUACUGAAGUUGUGUCUCCAAACAUCUUCAACAGUAAACUCUGGGAAGCUUCAGGACACUGGCAGCACUACAGUGAAAACAUGUUCUCUUUUGAGAUCGAGAAGGAAACUUUUGCCCUUAAACCAAUGAAUUGUCCUGGACAUUGCUUGAUGUUUGCCCAUCGUCCACGAUCCUGGAGGGAAUUGCCUCUUAGACUUGCAGAUUUUGGAGUUCUGCACCGAAAUGAGCUCUCUGGGACUUUAAGUGGCUUGACUCGUGUAAGGCGCUUCCAACAGGAUGAUGCUCACAUCUUUUGCACAAUGGAACAGAUUGAAGAAGAAAUUGAGGGCUGUCUUGAUUUCUUGAAGUCAGUAUAUGCUGUCUUUGGUUUUACUUUUCAACUACAUCUUUCUACAAGACCCGAAAAUUACCUUGGAGAGUUAGAGAUCUGGGAUCAUGCAGAAAAGCAACUUCAAAACAGCUUGAAUAAAUUUGGAGAGCAAUGGCUUUUGAAUCCAGGAGAUGGAGCGUUUUAUGGUCCUAAGAUUGAUAUUAAAAUCAAAGAUGCAAUUGGGAGGUACCAUCAAUGUGCUACCAUCCAACUUGACUUCCAGCUGCCCAUUCGAUUUAAUCUCACUUAUGUUGGUAAGGAUGGCGACGAUAAGAAAAGGCCAGUGAUUAUUCACAGAGCUAUUUUGGGAUCUGUGGAGAGGAUGAUAGCUAUUCUAGCAGAAAAUUAUGGAGGAAAAUGGCCGCUCUGGUUGUCCCCACGGCAGGUCAUGGUGGUGCCCGUGGGACCGACAGCGGAAGAGUAUGCCCAGCAGGUUUGCAACCAAUUUUUUGAAGCUGGAUUUAUGUCAGAUGUGGAUCUUGAUCAAAGUUGCACAUUAAACAAGAAAAUUAGAAAUGCACAGCUGGCUCAGUAUAACUUCAUUUUAGUGGUUGGAGAAAAGGAGAAAGCAAAUAAUGCUGUCAACGUGCGAACAAGAGACAACAAGGUUCAUGGAGAGAUUUCAGUAUCUUCUGCUAUUGAAAAACUCAAGAAACUUAAGAGUUCACAUAUUCCAAAUGCAGAAGAAGAAUUCUGACGUUGCUUUUGGGGAAAAAAAUAAUAUUAGCUGCCCGUGGGAAAUGUUUCUUGUGCACAGCAGUGAUGCUCAUCUGAGAGAAUUUUCAGUUAAUGGAUACACAAAAUAAGCCAGUGUAGCAAUGUUGGUGCUCCAGGAAAAGCAUGAGAGGACAGAUGCACCUGCCAACUCCUUUAGCAAUCACAUGAGUUUCCAAUCUGCCUGAAUCAGAGAAUGCUUGCUCAAAAAGUCCUAUGCCUCUAAUAAGAUAUGUUGGGUUUGCUGUGGAAGUAAAUCAGGGCUGCAUGACCCCCAGGAACAGGAGGCUGGGAAGGGCAGUGGCUGCUGUGGGAAUGCUGAGCUCCCUCACUCACAGGGCAGGUGCACACCUGUGUUACAGAAUGCAGAGCUUGGCGGUCGGUUGGUGCCUGAGGAGCAGUUUGGUUUAGGUUUUUUCUAGCUCCAGAUUGUAAAAAAAAACUUUUGUGGGGGGAAUAGCUUGGUUGUUUCAGAAUCUGUUCACAGACUACAAAUACUUUGGUGUCUUUGGAAGUCUCAGUGAAACAAGGCACUGAUGGAGUCGGUGUGAUAACUGGUUGCUGCAAAGGUGGUUGCCAAGAAUGCAGUUGAAUUACUCCCCAUAUCUGUGUGUCAAGUGUUUUAUUUUUUCCUGUGUUUGCUGUUGAUUUGGCUUUUUCCUAAAACAAAAAAACUUCAAAAAACCUUUCUAUAUGUAAUUUAUUGUUGGAUUUGCUGGGGAUACUGAGAGCACUGAGAAGGAGCAGAGGACAAUUCUAAUAUUAAAACAGCAUGUUGGAAUUUAAA